CACGAGCCAGAUUUUUGUGCGUGCACAGUUUUAACAAACAGAAGGAGUCUACAAUUUCAAAACGUCACAGGCAAAAGUAAAGUAUAGCUCAACUGAGGGCAUGCAUAGAACAUAGCAGAAAUUCCAAUUUUGUGCAAAAUUAAAGCCUGAGUUGCAUCAGAAUAAUAUCAUCUGAAUUAUUUUACUGUCAGGAGCUGAAAACACGUUAGAUGGCUAAGUGAAAAAAAAUACAGGAUUUCCUGUUAUUCAGUCACUGCAUCAGUCUGCAGAUGUCAGUGGAUUUCGGAGCACUAGGACAAGAGGGUGAAAAUUCUCUCUCCGUCUGAGAAGUUUUUAAAAAUAUCUCUAUCGUUGGAAUCUACAGCAUAAACUGUAGCUAAUAAAAACCAUUUUGCUUUUUCUCUACCCUUCGCUGUGGAUAUUUCCUUCUUGAAGAAUGGAAGUUAGAAUGAGAAAUCUUUCUUCCAUCCCAUCAUCUCCUAAAUGAAUGUACAGAUACAUUCAAGAUGCCGAAAAACAGAUCUUCAGGAAACUGCACCGAUCCUCAUAUGGGAUUUCAAUCCUCCCUAUACGCAACCACUUACACCAUAAUAUUCAUACCUGGUCUUCUGGCAAACAGUGUUGCAUUAUGGGUUUUAUGUCGCUUCAUCAGUAAGAAAAACAAAGCAGUUAUUUUUAUGAUUAAUUUGGCUGUAGCUGAUCUUGCUCACGUUCUCUCGUUACCCCUACGAAUAUAUUAUUAUAUAAACCAUAUGUGGCCUUUUGGGAGUUUCCUAUGCCAGUUAUGUUUCUACCUGAAGUAUCUCAACAUGUACGCAAGCAUUUGUUUCCUUACCUGCAUAAGUAUUCAAAGGUACCUUUUCCUCCUCCAUCCAUUCAAAGCAAAAGACUGGAAGUGUAGGUAUGAUGUCACCAUUAGUGCUGUUGUGUGGAUCAUUGUUGGGGCUGCUUGCUCACCAGUUCCAAUCCUGAGAAGUCCUACCUUAUCCAACAAUACAAACACCUGCUUUGCAGAUCUUGAAGUGAAGCAAAUGACUAUGGGAGCUUCUAUUACUUCGGUAACAAUAGCUGAAUUAUUAGGGUUUGUGGUCCCCCUAGUUAUUAUUGCAUAUUGCACUUGGAAAAUGAGACAAUCUCUACAGGAAUGUCAAGUGCCCUUGCAACAGAGAAGUGAGAAAGAGAAAGCUUUACGGAUGAUUCUGAUGUGUGCAGCUGUAUUCUUCAUAUGUUUUACACCAUAUCAUAUAAACUUUCCUUUAUUUAUGAUGGUGAAACAGAAUGUUAUUACAAACUGCUCCACACGCAGAAGUACUCUUCAUUUCCAUCCAGUUUCUUUAUGUCUUGCAAGUUUGAACUGUUGUCUGGAUCCAAUCCUCUACUACUUCAUCACAUCAGAGUUUCAGAACAAAUUAUUGAGAUGUAGUGGCUUUGCCCUCAGGAGUUGUCUCAUGGACAAAGAGAGUGACUCAUCUUUCCAAGAUAACAGCGAUGAUAUUACAACACAAAAGCCCUUUUCACAUUUUAAAUUUCGGUCUCUUCCAAAACUCUGGUCAAAUAAAUACAUGGAAACUCCUCCAACUGAACCAGAGGGGCUUUUACUACAAUAAAUCUUUUGAAACUCAAGACAGUUUGUUCUACAUAGGUGCAGUCCAAAGCUCAUAUGGAGAGCACAUGAAGCCCAGAAAUAUGUACUGAAUAAUGUCCCUGGCCAUUAUGUCCAAGGUAUCCAGCACAGAAAGACAUUUUAACUUUUUUUUUUUUUAAUGUCAUUCAUCCCAAUCACUACAACCUCCCCAUGCAAAAUUCUCUCAUACUUCUUGGGUCACCUGUUACAUCCCAUAAUUUAUCUUCCUUAAAAAGACACUCCUAGCAGCUGAUCUAUGUAUUGAAAUACCAUUGACCAUCACGGGAAUUCCAGCCACUGAACAGUUACAAAACAGCUACAACCUACAGUCCCCCACCCCUGCAGGCCGUUUCAACCUUGACGUUGAUGCAGCUAUGAAAAUGUACCUCAUGGUUAUGUCUCUGCUUUUAGACAAUCCUUGCCCUAAAGAACUCUUACCCAAGGUACAUUUAGAAUAUCUGGUAUAUCUGUGAAUACAUUUUUAAAUCAUUAAAUUAAUGUUUUCUAUUGAAAA
Molecule: messenger RNA, 2138 nt
Organism: Chelonia mydas (Green sea turtle)
Lineage: Eukaryota; Metazoa; Chordata; Testudines; Cheloniidae
Product: putative P2Y purinoceptor 10
Exons: 2
Coding region: 507-1607 (366 amino acids)
Biological process (GO): positive regulation of Rho protein signal transduction; phospholipase C-activating G protein-coupled receptor signaling pathway
Cellular component (GO): membrane
Molecular function (GO): G protein-coupled receptor activity
Source: RefSeq, a predicted model, not a curated record